This is a messenger RNA of Mus musculus (house mouse), 5575 nucleotides long. It is a transcript of the gene Kdm4c, whose product is annotated as lysine (K)-specific demethylase 4C. Bases 1769 to 4708 code for a protein of 979 amino acids. Gene Ontology annotation, cellular component: nucleus; chromatin; pericentric heterochromatin. The transcript is spliced from 22 exons. Gene Ontology annotation, biological process: positive regulation of transcription by RNA polymerase II; positive regulation of cell population proliferation; androgen receptor signaling pathway. Lineage: Eukaryota; Metazoa; Chordata; Mammalia; Rodentia; Muridae. The record is from RefSeq and is a predicted model, not a curated record. Gene Ontology annotation, molecular function: enzyme binding; histone H3K9me2/H3K9me3 demethylase activity; zinc ion binding.
GAGUUUCGGGAGUUCAACAAAUACCUCGCAUACAUGGAAUCCAAAGGAGCCCAUCGAGCAGGUCUUGCCAAGGUGUCUGCAGAGGGCAGAAGAGAGUGUCAGAUCUUGUGGAGUCAUAGGCAUUUGUGAGCUUCCUGAUGUGGGUAUUGGGUACCAAUUUCAAGACCUUUGGAAGAGAAGAGCAACAAGUGCUCUCAACUGUUGAACUAUCGCUUUUGCACUCACAGUUGAUCUUUCUAAUACUUAAACACUCUGAUUUCCUUUCAGUUACCAAGAUUAUAGUAUAGUGUCUUAAAGAUUCCUUUUUAACGGUUUUCUGUGUGAGCACGUUGAUGUGCAUGCGGGUACCCCUCCUGGAGCUAGAGUGCUGGCACCCUCUGAGCCUUUGCUCAAGCCUUCCACUUUUAUAUAGUGUACCUUUCAAAUAGUAGUAUUGAUGUAGACUGGAGGUGUUGAGUACCUGCUGUACAGUCAGGAGGUCCUGAGUUCAGAUUUCUAAUACGCAUGUUAAAAAAAAAGCCAGGGGUCAUUAUGCAUCUCCAUAAUGCUAGUGCUGGGAAGGUGAAGAGAGGACUCGGCUCCAUGACAGACUCUGUUUCCAAAUAAAAUAUAAUAAAAUACAUACAUGUGUAUCCUAAUGCAUAUAUACAAACACAAAAAUGUCAGACAUGUUACAUACACAAAACAAAACUUUUUUUUUUUUUUUAAAGAUACAUUUGUUUUAUGUAUGUGAGUACACUAUCACUGUCUUCAGACACACCAGAAGAGGGCAUCACAUCCCAUUACAGAUGGUUGUGAGCCACCAUGAGGUUGCUGAGAAUUGAAUUCAGGACCUCUGGAAGAGCAGUCAGUGCUCGUAACCACUGAGCCAUCUCUCCAGCCCCAGACAAAAACUUAAUAUUUAGUGAAGCAUAGCCACAUGCAUUUAUUACCAAUAAAUAUGGUAGUUGUUGCCACUUGAGCAGGAUAGACCUAUUUUGAAAAGAGUGUGUGGAGGACUUGGGAGGGGUAAUAGUAUUCUGCUUCUUAUACUUGCCCAAGUGGGUCCUCUGUGCUUUGGUUUCUAAUAAUUCAUUUUCAUUUUCUGUAAAUAAAUCUUUCAAUGUUAAUUUUUUUUAAGAUUUAUUUUAUGCAUAUGAGUGCACUGUAACUUUUCAGACACACCAGAAGAGGGCAUCGGAUCCCUUUUCAGAUGGUUGUGAGCCACCAUGCGCUUGCUUGGGAAUUGAACUCAGGACCUCUGGAAGAGCAGUCUGUGCUCCUAACCACUGAGCCAUCUCUCCAGCCCUCUCAAUCUUAAAAUAUUUUAAGAAAUUUCUUAGGUAUUCUGGCGCAUUCAUGCAGUCCCAGAAUUUGGGAGGAGCAGGAGGUAUUCCUGGGCAUUCCUAGAGACGUAACAAAUUCAAGGACAGUCUGGGUUGCUUAAGAAGAGACAUGUAGAUAAAAUUCAGUAAAGGUGAACUUGCUUGUGUUCUGUGAGGAAGAGUCCAUCAACAGUUGAGAGGUAACACGUGGUGAAUUGUUUGUUCUGGUGUCAUUGGUGUUUCAUCUAACAUCUCAGCCUGCCUUUUUUUUUUUUUCUCGAGACAGGGUUCUCUGUAUAGCUCUGGCUGUCCUGGAACUCACGUAAACCAGGCUGGCCUCGAACUCAGAAAUCCACCAGCCUCUGCCUCCCGGGUGCUGGAAGGUGAUUCCUCCUAAGGAGUGGAAGCCAAGACAGUGCUAUGAUGAUAUUGAUAAUUUGCUCAUCCCAGCACCAAUUCAGCAGAUGGUCACAGGGCAGUCGGGACUGUUCACGCAAUACAACAUCCAGAAGAAAGCCAUGACUGUGAAGGAGUUCAGGCAGCUGGCUAACAGCAGCAAAUACUGUACUCCAAGAUACUUGGAUUAUGAAGAUUUGGAACGCAAAUACUGGAAAAACUUAACUUUUGUGGCACCUAUUUAUGGAGCAGAUAUAAAUGGGAGCAUUUAUGAUGAGGGUGUGGAUGAAUGGAAUAUAGCUCGCCUAAAUACAGUCUUGGAUGUGGUUGAAGAAGAGUGUGGUAUUUCUAUUGAGGGGGUAAAUACCCCUUAUCUCUAUUUUGGAAUGUGGAAAACAACAUUUGCGUGGCACACGGAGGACAUGGAUCUCUACAGUAUUAAUUAUCUCCACUUUGGGGAGCCCAAGUCUUGGUAUGCUAUACCUCCGGAGCAUGGAAAGCGACUUGAAAGACUAGCCCAAGGCUUCUUCCCCAGUAGCUCCCAAGGCUGUGAUGCAUUUCUCCGGCACAAGAUGACCCUCAUUUCCCCCUCAGUGCUGAAGAAGUAUGGCAUUCCCUUCGACAAGAUCACCCAGGAGGCUGGAGAGUUUAUGAUCACUUUUCCUUAUGGAUAUCAUGCUGGUUUUAAUCAUGGUUUCAAUUGUGCUGAGUCUACAAAUUUUGCUACAGUCAGAUGGAUUGACUACGGCAAGGUUGCUAAGUUGUGCACUUGUCGGAAUGACAUGGUGAAGAUAUCAAUGGAUAUAUUUGUGAAGAAAUUUCAGCCAGAUAGAUACCAGAUUUGGAAACAAGGAAAGGAUAUAUAUACUAUUGACCAUACAAAGCCCACUCCAGAAUCUACUCCAGAAGUAAAAACAUGGCUACAGAGGAAGAAAAAAUUAAGAAAGCCUCCCAAGAGCUUACAGGGCAAUAAGCCACUUUGUAAAAGGCCUAAACCUGAAGAAGAUGAGGAAUUUGCUGAAUUUAGUGGGGAAGAGGGUGCAAACCCUGCCAUGGGCCCUAGGCACCUCAAAGUCACUGAAAAGCCAGAAAAAGCAUUAAAGCUGGGGAAAUUAGAAGAAUCUUCAGCAAAAGAAGCUUUGGAUACCAGGAUACAAGUGGAUCAAAGCUUACUGAACGACACCAAGCUCUCGGGAAAAGGUUGCAUAAGUUCAUCAGUAACAGCUGAAAUUCCACCAGAAGACAACAGAGCCAGUGCUGUAAUUUCACCAUCUCAGCUGAAGGAGGGCGCUGACUGCAUACCACUUUCUCAUGGCCAUCAAGCAGGCAAAGAGUCACAUCUACUUAAGAUUCUAAAGCUUGAAUCUCCCAAGAUACCUUCCCCCCUGCCAGAAAGUAAUAAAGUAUUGACAGAGGGAGAAGAAAAUGAUGAAGAGGGCCAUGGAAGUAACCUUGAGCCUGGGGAAAUCCCAGAAGCUCUUAGUGAAGAGAGAAAUGGGCUCAACAUUCCUAAGAUAAUUGAAGGACAGCCAAAAACUACUAAGAGUUGGCGCCAUCCACUUGGUAAGCCUCCGGCCAGAUCCCCAAUGACACUUGUGAAGCAGCAGGUAGCGAGUGAUGAAGAAUUGCCUGAGGUUCUAAGCAUUGACGAAGAAGUUGAAGAAACAGAGUCUUGGGCAAAGCCUCUCAUCCACCUUUGGCAGACAAAGUCUCCUAACUUUAUGGCUGAACAGGAGUACAAUGCAACUGUUGCAAAAAUGGAGCCAAACUGUGCCAUCUGCACUCUGCUCAUGCCGUACUACAAGCCUGAUAGCAGCAAAGAAGAAAAUGAUUCUAGAUGGGAGACAGCAGUAAAUGAAGUGGUUCAAUCUGGAAGAAAGACUAAGCCCAUUAUUCCAGAGAUGUGUUUUAUUUAUAGUGAAGAAAAUGUAGACUAUUCCCCCCCAAAUGCCUUCCUUGAAGAAGAUGGAACAAGUCUUCUGAUUUCCUGUGCCAAGUGCUUCGUGCGGGUUCAUGCAAGUUGUUAUGGUGUCCCUUCUCAUGAAGUCUGUGAUGGAUGGCUGUGUGCCCGGUGCAAGAGAAAUGCAUGGACUGCAGAAUGCUGUCUCUGCAAUUUGAGGGGAGGUGCUCUGAAACAGACUAAGAACAAUCAGUGGGCUCAUGUCAUAUGUGCUGUUGCAGUUCCAGAAGUGCGAUUCACUAAUGUCCCAGAACGGACACAAAUAGAUGUAGACAGAAUACCUUUACAGAGGUUAAAAUUGAAAUGCAUCUUCUGUAGACACCGGGUUAAAAAGGUUUCUGGAGCCUGCAUCCAGUGUUCUUAUGGCCGCUGCCCAGCUUCAUUCCAUGUUACGUGUGCCCAUGCUGCUGGAGUGCUCAUGGAGCCUGAUGACUGGCCUUACGUGGUAAACAUCACAUGCUUCAGACAUAGAGUCAACUCAAACGCGAAAUCCAAAACUUGUGAGAAAGCCAUUUCUGUGGGUCAGACAGUCAUCACAAAACAUCGAAACACUCGGUACUACAGCUGCAGAGUGAUAGAUGUGACAUCUCAAACCUUCUAUGAGGUCAUGUUUGAUGAUGGCUCCUUCAGCAGAGACACAUUUCCUGAAGAUAUUGUGAGCCGAAACUGUGUGAAGCUGGGCCCUCCUGCGGAGGGAGAAGUCAUCCAAGUCAAAUGGCCUGAUGGUAAACUCUAUGGGGCAAAGUAUCUUGGAUCAAAUGUUGCCUAUAUGUAUCAGGUUGAAUUUGAAGAUGGAUCGCAGAUUGCAAUGAAGAGAGAAGACAUAUACACUUUAGAUGAAGAGUUACCCAAGAGAGUAAAGGCUCGUUUUUCCACAGCCUCCGACAUGCGAUUUGAAGACACAUUUUAUGGAGCAGAUGUAAUCCAAGGGGAGAGGAAGAGGCAAAGAGUGCUAAGCUCCAGGCUCAAGAAUGAGUAUGUGGAUGACCCUGUGUAUCGUACUUUCCUGAAGAGUUCUUUCCAGAAGAAGUGUCAGAAGAGACAGUAGUUGAUAAUGUGCAGCAGCCACAGUGCAGCUCAGACCAGAAGAGGGAAGACAAAGGGACAGCCUUGGGGUACACAUUGGGACAGGUGGCUGGGUGCUUCUUUGGUAUUGGUAAUAAACCAGGCUUCUGGAGUUUGAUUACCAAGCAACCAAGAAGAGACAUAUUAGUUGCUUCUGUAAUCUGAUCACCCCUCAGUCAUUUGUUUGACCCCAAAGAAUAUUCCUAAAUUAAAGGAAACAGCAGUGAAUGGCCCACUAGAUAAAACAACUGCUAAAGAAGCGGGGUUCCCUCUCUGGCUCAGGUCCCUUCCUCAGGGAACACAUUUGGAGGCUCCUUUCCCACCUCCUUCAGUGGCAGCCUCAUCACCCAACAGCCGGUGGGUGUAUUUAUAUAUAUUUUCCACAGCCAGGGAAAGAGUCUCACUCACAUUUGUUUUCAGUGGCAGUUUUUAUAAAACAUUUUUAAAACACAAAUGGCAUGUAUGGUAAUAGGAUUUACCUGUAUGCUAUCUUCCCUUGUACAGAACUUUUCCAUUUUUUAUAUUAUUACUUUUGAUUGUGUCUGAAAACUGAGUUGGCCUUUAUAAGAGGAAAUUUUUUGCUCUUGAAGAGGAAUUCAUAUGAAGUAUAUGGGAAUUUUAUAUAUUUACAGAGGAAAAAUCUUGGCCUGAUAUUUUGAACACUUCAUAAUUCCUGUUCUGAAAUGAUAUUUAUAAAAUAUAUAUUUCUUUCAUUAUGUGUUUGUAAAAAUUAGAGUUUAAAGAAAUAUACUUAAUGCAUAGUUUUAAACUAAUGUAACAUGAUUUUUCUUUGCAAAACAGCCUGGAGAUGUAUUAAUAUUUAAAAAUUAAAAUCUGUUUUCUCCUGUCC